CCCGACGCUGUACACCACCACCACCGCCUGGACACCUGGAGAGGAGCAUUCAUCGCCGACGCGUAACGACACGGACGCAUACACCCCCGUCAUCGCCCAUUCCAAAUCCGCUGUUGGUCGACGUGAACAGGGCGCGAUGUCCCUCGACGUUCCCUCGGCCCAGUUUCGGGUGAAGGUAUACCAACUAAAAGACGAUAAUUGGGAUGAUAAAGGGACGGGGCAUUGUACCGGGCUGAUAGAGAAUGAUGAAGCAUGGUUUUAUGUGCGGAGUGAGAAUGACCCGAAGGAGAUGUUGUUGAAGAGUAGGAUCUUGAGGGAGGAUGUGUAUCAGAAGCAGCAAGAAACCUUGAUAGUGUGGACCGAAGCCAACGGGGAGGAUAUGGCCUUGUCAUUCCAAGAAGCGGAUGGAUGCGCAGAGAUAUGGAACUACAUCACCAACGUCCAACGACACAUGUACCAAUCCAACCUCGCUGACGACAUCCUCUCCGACGAAGCAGAAGGCGCAAUCUCAUCCCCCGUCCACCUCCCUGCCGCAGAAAUCGGUAACCUCCAAGAAAUCGAAAACCGCGUCCUCAUGGCCUCGCACUCCAUCAAACAACGCGAAUCACUGGCGAAGUUCGUGCUGCAGGAAGAUUAUAUCGCGAAGCUCGUGCCGUUGUUGGAGAUGUUGGAGGAUUUGGAGAGUUUGAGUGAUCUACACCGGUUGUGUAAUAUCAUGAAAGUACUGAUUUUGAUAAAUGACGCGAGUAUCUUUGAGGUGAUACUCAAGGAUGAGAAUAUCUUGGGUGUUGUAGGGAUCUUGGAGUAUGAUCCUGACUUCCCGGGACAUAAGGCGAAUCAUCGGAAAUAUUUGUCGGAUCCGGUGAGGUUCAAACAGGUUGUGGAGAUUGAGAACCCUGAGAUUCGGAGGAAGAUUCAUCAGACGUUCAGGCUGCAGUAUUUGAAGGAUGUUGUGCUGGCACGCAUUCUUGAUGACAAUACGUUUUCGCUGCUGAACUCACUCAUUUUCUUCAACCAGGUCGAUAUUGUGCAACACCUACAAUCAAACUCGAAGUUUCUCACGGAGUUGUUUGGAAUAUUCAAGAGUGAUCCCCUGCAAGAUCCGUCGAGAAAAGCGGAUGGAGUGCGGUUUAUUCAGCAAUUUUGCCAGAUUGCGAAACAGCUGCAGAGUCCGGCACGGACGGGGUUGUAUACUACGUUCGUGAAUCAUGGGUUGUUUGGGGUGAUUGACUACGCGCUCUUGCACGAAGACCCCGGGAUCAGAAUAGCGGGGACGGAUGUCGUGAUGGCGAUUAUCGAUCAUGAUCCCACGCUUAUUCGGAGUUUCAUAUUGAAGCAGGAUGCGGAUAAGGAGGAAACGAAGAGUUUGACGGAUACGCUGAUGGAGCUGGCACACACCGAGAAAGACUUGGGUGUCAAGGCGUUGAUCGCGGAGGCGAUCCGGGUGCUAGUCGAUCCGGCUGCGGGACCCCUGCCUGAGGGUCAAGCGAAACCGACGAAUGAGUUUGUGUUGAGGCAGAGGGUUGAGGAUCCCGAGGCGGACAAGUUCUUGCAGUUCUUCUAUGAUAACUGCGCGACGAAAUUGAUGGUGCCGUUGAUGGAGAUCGAUGAGCGUGUGGAGACGUUGGAGUUGAGCCAGGACCGGAGUGCGCUGUUUACGCAUCUUUGUGAGUUGUUGUGCUUCUUUUUGAGGUUUCAUACGUUUCGGAGUAAAUACUUUGUUCUGAGCUCGAAUAUCUCGGCAAAGGUUGGGGCACUCUUCAAAAGUUCGGAAAAGCACGUCAAACUCGCCGCACUACGGUAUUUCCGGACGUGUAUCGGGUUAAACGACGAGUUCUAUAAACGGCAUCUCAUCAAGAACAACCUCUUUGCGCCGAUUAUCGAGACGUUCAUAAGUACUGGCACGCGGUAUAAUAUGCUCAACUCGGCGUGUUUGGAAUUUUUUGAGUUUAUUAGGAAGGAGGCGAUGAAGAAUGUCAUCAUACACAUCGUGGAAAAUUUUGGGGAGAGAUUGAGGGAGGUGAAGUAUGUGGAGACGUUUGAGCAGUUGAUGGCGAGGUAUGAGCAGUUUAAGGAGAAGCCUGGGGUUGGGGCUGGGGAUGGUGGUGAGGGGGGGACGACGGAGGGAGCGCAGCAGAUGGAGACGAGGACAACGGAUGGGAGGUGGCAGAGUGUUAAACCGCCGGAUGCGCAGGAGGAGGAUUACUUUAAUAAUGAUGAUGAGAUGGAGAAGAAGACGGCGAAAACGGAAACCCCACCGACUGCGCCGGAUACGGAGGGUGAGCCGGCGACGACUGAAUCCCCCGCGACGGAAGAUUUGGGGAUCUCGGUGGUUGAUGUGUUACCGCCAGAUAGGCUUAGCGAGAAGAGACGGAGAGAGGAGGAGGAUGAGGAGGAUCAGUUGGGGUUGUUGUCGAGAGGGGCGAAGAGGACGGCGAGUCCGCAGUCGGUGAAGGCUGUUAAUACGCCGUCGCCUAGUAAAGAAGGUAGGCCGGCGAGUGCGGAUGGAAGUCCGACGCCGGGGCCGAAGAAGAUUGUGUUUAGCUUCGGAAAGGUUGCUGGGACGAUUGCGAAGGCGGUCGCUGGUACCGGUGCUGAAGGGGUGGAUGCGGAAGAGAAAGAUGAGGCACCACCGCCGCAGGAGACAGUAAGCGAGGAGAAGAAAGAGUAGCUGAACGGUUUUAGACUUUUGCUCAUAUCAUUGCUUAAUUAUUGCAGGUGGGAGUAUACAUUGGGCCCUGGGAUAUGGGAUCUGGAUUUGGAUCUUGGGAUUUUGGAGGGAUAGUUGUCUUGAGUAUUGAUAGUGGGUGGGCGCAUUAGCAGAUGAGGACGACGAAUC
This is a messenger RNA of Saitoella complicata NRRL Y-17804, 2839 nucleotides long. Its product is annotated as DUF625-domain-containing protein. Lineage: Eukaryota; Fungi; Ascomycota; Saitoellomycetes; Saitoellales; Saitoellaceae. Gene Ontology annotation, cellular component: protein phosphatase 4 complex; nucleoplasm. The transcript has 4 exons. Gene Ontology annotation, biological process: DNA damage response; protein dephosphorylation. The coding region runs from base 137 to 2671 and encodes 844 amino acids. Gene Ontology annotation, molecular function: protein phosphatase activator activity. The record is from RefSeq and is a predicted model, not a curated record.